AUGGCUUUGAUCGGAGGAACUUUCCCUUCUGUGGCCCCUCCUACCAAGGCGGUCUUCAAGAUCCGCAGUUCUAAACAUCGCGAGGUCGUCGAACAAAGCUGGCUCGAGAUUGAUAAGGAUGAGAAUCGGAUGUUUGCAGAUAUUGGAUCCAAGGCCGGUGGUGUUCAGGAAAUGCGGAUCUGA
Messenger RNA from Penicillium verrucosum, 183 nucleotides. RefSeq lists its product as uncharacterized. Lineage: Eukaryota; Fungi; Ascomycota; Eurotiomycetes; Eurotiales; Aspergillaceae. The record is from RefSeq and is a predicted model, not a curated record. Bases 1 to 183 code for a protein of 60 amino acids. The transcript has 3 exons.